Molecule: messenger RNA, 549 nt
Organism: Histoplasma capsulatum G186AR
Lineage: Eukaryota; Fungi; Ascomycota; Eurotiomycetes; Onygenales; Ajellomycetaceae
Exons: 1
Coding region: 1-549 (182 amino acids)
Source: RefSeq, a predicted model, not a curated record
AUGUCUUCGAGCCACCAUACUCUGACUCCCAAUUCUAACAAGUGCCUGAAAAGGGCGUUUGCGCAGGUGGCAGGUCCAAAAGCCGUUUAUUUUCAUGACGUCCAAUACGACAUCCAUAAUACCGCUAUGUCUGUACAGAUGCUGAAUGAGCACAACAACUGCGCACCGAUUGCGUCUACAAAUCGCAGAUCUAGAUCUCUCUCACGAUCGGAAAUAUCUGCCCAACUAGCAUCUUCGCCCCUGUCUCCUCCAUUUCCGUCUUUCAUGUCUACAAUCGCUACUGCCACUACUGUUGCAGAUGGAUCAACUGGUUAUUACAAUGAGGGAAGUGAAAAAAGUCGCUUAGCGCCCAAGAUUCUCCUCGAUGCUGGAGGUUCGAUGGCGUCAACAUCAACUGAAUCAGCCUCAGCCACUUCCACCGCCCCAGUCAAGCCUUCAGCGAUAGUGCAUGGUCUCAGCCAUCCCCGAAGCACUAGCUCAACAGCUCUCAAUCCUCCGCAGAUGCCUUACCAAUAUCUACCGCAGCGAAAACUUAUCCAUCGCGUCUGA